GCGGGACGUUACGAAUUAAGACCCGGAAGUCUGGCGAGUUGUUUUCUUUUUGCUGUUUUGUGUCAGUUUGUUUAGCGACAAUUGAAAAGAAAAAAAAAAUCCUGUUCGUUGAAUAUGGCGCGGGUCGGCUCGUCGGUCGUGUAAACUGCCGAUUUACGCGGAUUUAUCGCUCGGGAUUAGAGCUGCAGAUUUGUGGGCCCAGUCCCUGUGAAAGAUGGAGGAGCUCUACACGUUAGAGAAGGAAGUGGGACGGGGAAGCUACGGCGUGGUGUUCGAGGGUCAUAUGGCCCGGACGGGACAGCGGGUGGCCAUCAAGCGGCUGCCCUGCAGCAACCCGGAGUGCAUCGAACUCUACCUGCAGGAGCUGUGGGCCAUGAGAGCCACGGCGGAGAGCCACGUCAACGUCAUUGCGCUCCACAGCUGCCUGCUGCAGACGGGGCCGAGGAGCCUGAGGCCCCUGAAACCGGGCGUCCUGCCGCUGCGUCUGGUCGAGAGCGUGCUGAAGGGUAGUGUGGUCGGAGCGCCGCAGAGUCAGGGAAUGGAUAACGGCCGGUCCACCACCAAGAGGAGGACCAGUUCUGUCUCCAGGCUACAGGACAGGACCAACGCUUGCCAGGCCGAGCCUAAAUUGAACGCGACGGAUUGCACGACCCCUCAAAGACCUCAGUGCAGAGCCGGAAAGAGACCGUCCCAGGGCGAGGCAGAGCAGCCGGGCCCCCAGCGCCGCCUGGCCCUGUGGCUCGUGAUGGAGUACUGCGAUGGGGGCGACCUGAAUCGGUACCUGCUCUCCAGGCCCCCCGACGCCGAGCGCAACCACGGCGUGGUGCGACAGCUCUGCAGAGCCGUGGCCUUCCUUCACGGCCUUGGCAUCACCCACCGGGACCUGAAGCCCGACAAUGUGCUGGUCUGUGUCACUCCCAAAGGCCCCGUCGUCAAGGUGGCCGACUUUGGUCUGAGCAAGAUGAGGGGAGGUCUGGGGGACGGGGGUUUGACCAGGCAGCACUUCUCGUCCACCUGUGGCUCCGACUUCUACAUGGCCCCCGAGGUGUGGGGCGGACUGACCUACACGGCCCAGGCGGACAUCUUCUCGCUGGGUGUGAUGUUCUGGGCGGUCCUGGAGAGGAUCACCCUCCUAGAAGAAGGGACCACGCAGGAACAACUGGGCGCCUACGUGUGUAAGGGUCGCUCCGGCUGGUUGAUGCCGCUGGGUGAAGCCCUGUGGGAGAACGCCGACCUCCAGCUGUGCAUCCCCAUGAAGUUUAAGCGGGCGCCCCCGCUGCCGCCCCCGCCCGGCCCAUCUGUGUGCGUCCUGCUCUCAGACAUGCUCGCCUCAAACCCCGAUGCUCGGCCUCCGGCGGACCAGCUGGAGGCCAGAGUGCGGGCUGCUCUCAAAGAGGACUCCCACUGACACAAAGUGCGCUUAAGCGGCCAUUAUGGUCAAAACCGCGGUAGCCGUGACACGGAAAUAUUGACCGAAUACCCCCCCGACCACGGCGCUUCCUUUGUGUGCAAACAGGAACCACUUUGCUGCCACCGGGGAAGUUGGGGAUAACAAACAUGUAUGAUUAUAUGGACUUGAAGGUGCUAUUUCUGUCACGGAAGCAGCAGCCCCGGUUUAUAAACUCUGUAGGACAAACCAUGAGCAGGGAAGAUUGAAAUAGAAGAAGUCCAUUUGACCCCAGAGAUCGUCUCGCAGGACUUUAUCUAUUGACCUUGGACCCCCGGACUGCACUGCAGACACGCAAUGAUAGUGGAGCAAGUCCAUAUAGAGAUCCAGUGGGACUCGCUGUGUUUCCUGUAAGCACCGUGCUGUUUAGACACACAGGCAAGACAUAGAAAAUCAAUUUUAGUGUGUAUAGAGCUGAAUUUAAUGCAAAGGAGUUGUUGCCAUUGCUUGUUGUUUUGGUGAUUCCUCAUUAUUUCAGCAGUAUAUCCGGUUUUACUUAGAUUUUUGGGCAUUGAGGUUUUUACUUGCUGGGAAAAGGGUGCAGCUUAAAUUGACUUCUUUUGCACUUAAUAUGCUGGCUCGGGUAUUUCCGCCUCACACUGACGCAGCAUGGAUUGAGCUGCACGCUGUGUUUUUACAGAAUUUCUUACUUAUGUUAACAGAGAGAACAACACAUAGAAACACAUCCAGAGUAAUGUCAGUAAAUACAAGAGCGCUGUAAUAAGCACUGCGUUUCUAAAACAACUCACGUAAGUCUUCAUUAAUGUCGAGUGUCAACAACAGGUCUGCUCUGAGGCUGUAGUUUGUGGCGUCGUACUGGAAUACAUUAUAUAGCUAGAAAAGGCAAUUUGUGGAAAAAUUGCAGAGUGAAUGCUGGCUGCUGAAAGGCUGAUGCUAACCUGGACUGCUGGCUUGAAUUUGGACGAAGAAGCGGAAGGAGUGGGAAAUGGGAGCGGGAAACAAAUAUUUCCGUGUGUAAGUAUGAAAGAUACGAAAAAGUAGAAUACAAUCCGGAAUGUCCUAAUUGAGCAGAAUGUUUUGUAAUGUUUGACUCAAGUUAUAGGUUGAAAGGGUUGCAGGGUUUUCACACACUUGUUUCUUUCUGCAAUGAGCUUUUUAUUCCUGUGAAAAUGCUUCGUAAGAGAUACUGUGUGUGACACAUUUUGCUUUACACAUCAAUAUUAAUAGGAAUCGUAAGGGCAUCUUAUUUUGAAAAUGUUCAUGUUUCCAUGUACAAUGACAAUAAAGGCCUCCUAUUCUAUUCUA
Molecule: messenger RNA, 2713 nt
Organism: Scophthalmus maximus (turbot)
Lineage: Eukaryota; Metazoa; Chordata; Actinopteri; Pleuronectiformes; Scophthalmidae
Product: Serine/threonine-protein kinase pdik1l-B-like
Exons: 4
Coding region: 215-1408 (397 amino acids)
Biological process (GO): protein phosphorylation
Molecular function (GO): protein kinase activity; ATP binding
Source: RefSeq, a predicted model, not a curated record